Messenger RNA from Aspergillus glaucus CBS 516.65, 706 nucleotides. RefSeq lists its product as uncharacterized. The transcript has 4 exons. The record is from RefSeq and is a predicted model, not a curated record. The coding region runs from base 1 to 357 and encodes 118 amino acids. NCBI's taxonomy places the organism in Eukaryota, Fungi, Ascomycota, Eurotiomycetes, Eurotiales, Aspergillaceae.
AUGCAUCUCACCAAGUCCCUCGCAGCCCUCAUCCUUCAUCUCGCAGUGACCAACGCCCAAUGCGGCACGGCCGAUGCCUGCGUCCUAACCGAAACCUGCUCAACCUAUACCCGCACCACACCUACUACAACCACAUUUGCCACCUGCGUGCCCACCCCGACAUGCCUGAAAGUCUACCAGGACUGUCAAUCCGGCGGAUCCGGAGAUAUAUGCUGCUCGACUUACUGUGCGGCUACGAAAUGUCGACCUACGGACCCUAAGUGGCCAGACUGUAGGGAGGAUUUGGAGUUGUGUGAGGCGGAUGAGCAGUGUUGCUAUAAUAAUAAAUGUGUGGAGGGAUUAUGCCGGAAGGCGUAGUUGGUUUCUGGUUGAAGUCCUUUUGUUCCGUAUGUAUCCUAUUCGUGUAUGCGUUUCAUCAUACAUAUUAAUAUUGUAUCCAACCAUUAACCAAAAGUUCAAUCCAUGUCCAUAUUCAUGUACGCGUGUCAUCCAUUAUGAAUCCCAAUUUAUAUCCAAGCUCGAUAAAGAAGCCAAGUUGCAGUUAAGGUAGACAGCAGUCGCAUACAUGGCGUAAUUAUCAGCAUUCUCCAACGCCUGCUCACUCCCUAACAGCAACGCCUCAUCCGAAUACUUAAAAUCACUAGUCGGCGGAUCAUACACCGCAGGCAAAUGCGUGAACUCAUGAACCGCAGUCGUCGCCUCAUCC